Molecule: messenger RNA, 1545 nt
Organism: Mercurialis annua (annual mercury)
Lineage: Eukaryota; Viridiplantae; Streptophyta; Magnoliopsida; Malpighiales; Euphorbiaceae
Product: protein trichome birefringence-like 33
Exons: 6
Coding region: 89-1357 (422 amino acids)
Cellular component (GO): Golgi apparatus
Molecular function (GO): O-acetyltransferase activity
Source: RefSeq, a predicted model, not a curated record
UAUUUAAUCAAAACCCAACAUAACACCACCAAAAAAAAACCUCAUAAUCUUUUGUAAUUAAACUAAGUAAAAACAAGAAAUUAAAUUAAUGAAGUCACCUCUGUCUUCUUCUUCAUCAUCUUCACUUAUUAUCAGAAAACCUCGUUUAUCUCCAUAUCUGUUCACUCUCUUAGCUUUCAUUGUCUUUGUCACCAUCUUAUAUGGAGAAGAUUUCAUGUGUUUACUCGGCCAACUCGACUCUGACUCGGACAGGAUUUUAACAAGAACCGAGAAGAAAUGGGAGAAGCUGCCAUUUGCUAUAGGAAAAACACCAGAAGGAUGUGAUUUAUUUAAUGGAAGAUGGGUUAAAGAUGAGUUGACUCGGCCGCUUUAUGAAGAAUGGGAAUGUCCGUACAUUCAGCCACAGUUAACUUGUCAAGAACAUGGCAGGCCUGAUAAAGAUUAUCAAUAUUGGAGAUGGCAACCUCAUGGAUGUGAUCUUCCUAGUUUUAAUGCCACAUUAAUGCUCGAGACCCUUCGAGGAAAAAGAAUGAUGUUUGUUGGUGAUUCAUUGAACCGGGGGCAGUAUGUUUCAAUGGUUUGUCUUCUCCAUAGACUCAUUCCUGAAGAAUCUAAAUCCAUGGAAACUUUUGAUUCAUUAACAGUUUUUACUAUCAAGGAUUACAAUGCAACAAUCGAGUUCUAUUGGGCACCAUUUCUUCUGGAAUCAAAUUCAGACAAUGCAGUUGUUCAUAGGAUUUCUGAUAGAAUUGUAAGAAAAGGUUCAAUUACUAAACAUGGCAAGAAUUGGAAAGGAGUUGAUAUUUUGGUUUUCAACACUUAUCUGUGGUGGAUGACUGGCCUCAACAUGAAGAUCUUGCAAGGUUCUUUUGAGGAUGAAGUGAAAGAUAUAGUUGAGUUAUCAACCGAAGAUGCUUAUAGAAUGGCAAUGAAAAGCAUGUUGAGAUGGGUGAGGAAGAAUAUGAAUCCUAAAAAAACUAGAGUUUUUUUUACUAGCAUGUCCCCUUCUCAUGGAAAGAGCAUAGAUUGGGGAGGUGAGCCAGAUCGAAAUUGUUACAAUGAAACAACUUUGAUUAACAAUGCAACAUAUUGGGGUUCAGAUUGCAGAAAAUCGAUAAUGAAAGUAAUUGGAGAAGUUUUCAAGAAAUCAAAAUUUCCAAUUACAUUUUUAAACAUUACUCAAUUAUCAAAUUACCGUAAAGAUUCUCACACAUCAAUUUACAAAAAGCAAUGGAAUCCAUUGACACCUCAGCAAUUGGCCAAUCCAGUCAGCUAUGCUGACUGUGUACAUUGGUGCAUGCCUGGCCUCCAAGAUACUUGGAAUGAGCUUCUAUUUGCCAAGUUGUUCUAUCCUUAAUUAGUUUAAAACAAAUUGGUUAAUUAAUGUUUUUUUUGUCAAUUGGGUCCUUAUUUGAAAUUGAUUGAGGAGAAAGUGUAGUUAUUGUUUGUAAUAACAUUCAUAUGAAUCAUGUAUAGUCACAAAUUUUGUAUGUCUUUACAAACAAUUGUCUUAUUUUUUGGUGUAGUUGAUGGUGUAUUGGUCAA